Messenger RNA from Neoarthrinium moseri, 1008 nucleotides. RefSeq lists its product as uncharacterized. The record is from RefSeq and is a predicted model, not a curated record. Gene Ontology annotation, molecular function: methyltransferase activity. The transcript has 8 exons. The coding region runs from base 1 to 1008 and encodes 335 amino acids. Lineage: Eukaryota; Fungi; Ascomycota; Sordariomycetes; Amphisphaeriales; Apiosporaceae.
AUGGUGAAUGGCGAUAGCGUCCAAGCCCGAAUGGACCAGCAAACUCUGGAUGCGGGACCAGGAGGCGCGGAGCUUCACCUGGACCCUCGCCGAGACAGCGGCAUCUCGGCCAUCUCAUAUCGGUCCAACUCGACUCUGACCGAGUCGGUGCAAAGUGACAACCCUGUUUUUCGCUUUGUCGAGGAGAACGGGAGGACCUACCACUCGUACAAAGAAGGACGCUAUCCCCUACCCAACGAUGCCCGGGAGCAAGGAAGGUCGACGGUUGAGCAUCACUUAUGGCGCCUGACGUUGAGAGACAAGCUGUAUCUGGCACCGAUAAACCGACUCAACCAUGUACUAGACAUCGGGACCGGCACAGGUUUAUGGGCUUUUGAACUCGCCGUUAGAUUCCCCAACGCCCGGGUGAUUGGGACUGAUCUCAGUCCAAUUCAACCGCAGUACAUUCCAACCAAUUGUCAGUUCGAGAUCGAUGAUGCCGAAGAUGAAUGGCUCUAUCGGCAGAAGUUUGAUCUGAUUCACAGCCGAGCAAAUGUUUUCUCUUUCCAAUCCCCAGAGACGGUCAUCACGAGCGCCUACUCCGCACUUGCCUCCAACGGCUGGCUGGAGUUCAAAGAUUUUGUGUUCCCAUUCCGCUGCGACGACAACAGCUGGAAUGGAACGGCCUUGCAAACGUGGAACCGGCUACUCGAGGACUGUAUCGUUCGCAGCGGAAGACGACUGUAUGUGGAGGAAUACGCUCAGAUGUUCCACAACGUCGGGUUAGUCAACGUCACGGAAAGACUGUUUAUAUGGCCUAUCAGCCCCUGGCCUCAGGGGCCUCGGAACGAACAUCUCAGAGAACUCGGCCGCUGGACCCGAAAAAACCUGCUGGAAGGGCUGGAGUCUCUGAGCCUCAUGCUGUUGACCAAGUUUGGUGGAAUGAGCAAGGAGGAAGUGCUGCAGCUGGUGCAGAAUGCCAAAGCGGACUUCUGGGACACCAAGAACCAUGUGUACGUUCAGAUGUAA